AUGGGACUUGCUUCUGAAGUACAAAAGCGUGCGGGUAGUCUUCCUUUGGGUCUGAAAGUUUUUGGUUCGUUAUUCCGAGGCAGGAGCAAAGAGGAUUGGCUGGAUAUGCUGCCUAGGCUUCGUAAUAGACUGGAUGGAAAAAUUGAGAAGACUUUGAGAGUCAGCUAUGAUGAGUUUGAUAGCAGAGAAGAUAAAGCGUUGUUUCGUCACAUCGCAUGUCUCUUCAACGGUGCGAAAAUUGAUUACAUCAAAAUGGUCCUCGCAGAUAGUGAUUUGGAUGUUAAAAUAGGGCUGAAAAACCUAGUUGAUAAAUCCCUCAUACAUGUAAGAGGAGAUGUUGUUGGGAUGCACUGUUUGGUACAAGAAAUGGGCAAAGAAAUUGUUCGUACACAGUCUAACGAACCCGGGGAACAAGAAUUCUUGUUGGAUUGUAAGGAUAUUUGCGAUGUACUUGAGGAUAAUACUGGUACCAAAAAAGUCUUAGGUAUAUUGUUGGAUAUGUCGGGGAUUGAUGAGUUGCACAUUCACAAGAGAGCCUUUGAAAAGAUGCGCAAUCUCUAUUUUCUAAAGAUUAACAAUAAACCAUAUAAAAAUGUCAGAUGGCACAUAUCCGAAGGGUUCAACUAUUUGCCCCCAAAACUCAAAGUACUAAGCUGGAUAGGAUGCCCAUUAAGAAGUUUGCCUUCUAAUUUUUGUCCUCAACAUCUAGUUAAGCUCAAAAUGCAGAAUAGCAAGCUCGAGAAGCUGUGGGAAGGAGUUCAU
Camelina sativa (false flax) is the source of this 762-nucleotide messenger RNA. NCBI's taxonomy places the organism in Eukaryota, Viridiplantae, Streptophyta, Magnoliopsida, Brassicales, Brassicaceae. The record is from RefSeq and is a predicted model, not a curated record.